Molecule: messenger RNA, 1834 nt
Organism: Populus trichocarpa (black cottonwood)
Lineage: Eukaryota; Viridiplantae; Streptophyta; Magnoliopsida; Malpighiales; Salicaceae
Product: UDP-glycosyltransferase 86A2
Exons: 2
Coding region: 102-1562 (486 amino acids)
Molecular function (GO): UDP-glycosyltransferase activity
Source: RefSeq, a predicted model, not a curated record
AAAGCAACAAACUAAAGACACGCCAUUAUAAUCUCUAGCUCUCCUUCUUGUAACAAACCUCUCUCUUUCCCUUCUCGUUGCAACAAAACCCUCAUAGGAAUAUGGUAGAUCAGACAUCCAAGAAACCCCAUGCCAUCCUCGUACCCUACCCUCUUCAAGGCCAUGUCAUCCCAUCAGUUCACCUUGCCAUCAAGCUUGCAUCUCAAGGUUUCACCAUCACCUUCAUCAACACCCACGCCUUCCAUCACCAAAUCUCCAAGGCUCAGCCCAAUAGUGAACCCGACAUCUUCACCAAGGUCCGAGAAUCAGGGCUUGAUAUUCGGUACGCAACUAUAUCCGACGGGCUUCCUGUUGGGUUCGACCGGUCGUUGAACCAUGACCAGUAUAUGGCAGCCCUAUUGCAUGUGUUCUCGGCCCAUGUGGAUGAGGUGGUCGGCCAGAUUGUAAAGUCUGAUGACAGUGUUCGAUGUUUGAUUGCUGACACAUUUUUUGUAUGGCCAUCGAAGAUUGCAAAGAAGUUUGGUUUGCUCUACGUUUCCUUUUGGACAGAACCAGCUUUGGUGUUUUCCUUGUAUUACCAUAUGGAUCUUCUAAGGAUAAAUGGUCAUUUUGGUUGUCAAGAUUGCCGGGAGGACAUCAUAGAUUACAUACCAGGAGUUAAGGCAAUAGAACCGAAGGACAUGACAUCAUAUCUUCAAGAGGCAGAGACAACUUCAGUUUGCCAUCAAAUCAUUUUCAAUGCCUUCAACGACACUAGAAGUGCAGAUUUUGUUGUAUGCAAUUCGGUGCAGGAACUUGAGGUCGAGACUUUGUCAGCUCUACAAGCCGAAAUGCCCUACUAUGCAAUUGGACCCCUUUUCCCUAAUGGCUUCACCAAGAGCUUUGUGGCCACUAGCCUGUGGUCCGAGUCCGAUUGCACCCAGUGGCUUGACGAAAAGCCUCGUGGCUCAGUCUUGUAUGUUUCAUUUGGUAGCUACGCACAUGUUACAAAAAAGGACCUUGCACAGAUUGCAAAUGGGCUUUCCCUUAGCAAAGUGAGUUUUGUUUGGGUGCUUCGAGCUGAUAUUGUGAGCUCUGAUGAUGCUCAUCCCCUGCCUGAUGGAUUUGAGGAAGAGGUUGCUGACCGCGCGAUGAUCAUACCUUGGUGCUGUCAAAGAGAAGUGUUGCCCCACCAUGCGAUCGGAGGGUUCUUAACACAUUGUGGAUGGAAUUCCAUUCUAGAAAGUAUAUGGUGUCAAGUUCCAUUACUGUGUCUCCCUUUGCUGACCGACCAAUUCACUAAUAGGAAAUUAGUGGUUGAUGACUGGAAGGUAGGGAUCAAUUUGAGUGAUAGAAAGUUUGUCACUAAAGAGGAAGUUUCAAGCAAUAUCAACAGUUUGUUCAGUGGAAAAUUAGGGGACGAAUUAAGAACCAAAAUCAAGGAGGUGAAGAAAACAUUAGAAAAUGCGUUGUCACCCGGAGGAUCCUCAGAGAAAAAUAUGGCUCAGUUCAUCAAGGACCUAAAGAAUAAGAUUAGUGACAAGAUGGACCAACCAAACAAAUCCAUUUGCAACGACAGCUAAAACUACUAUUCCUUUUUCGUUUUAUAAGAUCACAAGAACAAGCAACUUUGGAAGCAUUUUGAUUGUCCCUUUAUAGUAGCCACUUGGUAGAGGAAUCAAAAGAACAAUAAAUUGUCUUAACUACGUAUGAAAGCUCAUCCAUACUAUCUUGACAAAAGGGUCUGAGAAACUCAGAUGAAGACACUGACCAAUGCUCUUUUUUAUUGUAUUCAUAUUUUCCUGUCUAAUGCUAAACCGAAACAGCCACAUGAAAUUUAAGGUUAGUUACACAA